CCGUUUCCGUUAUAUGUUUUGGAUAAUGCUUGGUCCAUUUAGUUCCUUAAAGCAUCACAUUUUCUCCCGGGUGGUUGAUCUGAUCCCUAACAAUGUUCUUAAUCAAAAACAGCUUAAACAGCUCACAGAAAGCCCUGGCUCCGGGGUAGACGGAAAGAAGUCCGGAUCAUCUCCGGAGUCUAAAGCCCCCGCAGCCCCCGUGACUCCUGCCUUACUGCAGACGCGCUCUUCCGCUCGUAUCUUCUUACUUCCACACCUGUCCGUGGCGAGUCAAAAGGUCCUCGGUCCCUCCUCACGUCCUGUCAGGAGAACCCGUCUGACAGGUAGGCAAGGAGCAGCUGACAGGAUCACCUUCAGCAACACCCCGGUGCUCUGAGACCAGUACUACCCAGUCCGCUCGCCGAGGAGGAGAGCCGCGCCGGGAGGGAGACGCGAUCGCAAAGACAUUUUCUCAUAACAAAAAUAUGAUAUUACUCUUAUGAAGUGAGAGUAUGCGUUAUCACGGUUUUUCGUGAUAGUCGGUUUGACUGCGUCUGGUUAAAUGCCAACUGGAACCACUCGUGCCGUUCAUUGCUGUCUGACGAAGACACUGUUAGGAGCGUUUCUCGGUACUCCUCGGCAGCAUCGCCCUUGUCAUGCUUCUAUCAUCCCAUUUGGAAGUAACGGGGAUAUGCAGGUACCUCCCCAGGCCUGUCACCCUAGCCCUCUGCAGCGCCGUCCUAAUGUACUACCUAUGGGCUCGCAAAUGCCAGGCACCGGUGCUGGUGUGUAGUGAUGCGUUCCGGGGUUUCCUCCACAAGCAUUGCCCCGCAGUGGUUCACCGCUUCUGUCCCACGCCCUGGUGCUGGGGUGGACGGCUCCAGACGCUGCUCCCGCUGCUCAUCAAGUCCAAACCCCGUGUCACCUACCGCAAUGAGGCGCUAAGGACGGCUGAUGGCGGUCGAAUCUCCCUGGACUGGGUGGACAACGUGUCCAGCGAGGCCUACCCUUCGUCCGCCACGCGCCCUACGGUCCUCAUCCUGCCCGGGCUGACUGGGAACAGCCAGCAGCUCUACGUGUACCACGUGGUCAGCCAGGCCACUCGACGUGGAUACAGGUGUGUGGUCUUCACCAACCGAGGCUUCGAUGGUGAGGAGCUUCUGACACCCUACACCUUCUGUGUUGCCAAUACUGCAGACCUGGAUCAUGUGAUCCUCCACGUUAAAGCUCUACUCCCCCAUGCCCCCUUGUUGGGCGUUGGGGUCUCUAUGGGCGGCAUGCUGGUGCUGAACUACCUUGCCGAUAAGGGCCCCCGGUCCGGCCUGGUGGCGGCCCUCACCCUGUCUGUCUGCUGGAACACCCAGAAGUCAGCCGAGUCGGUGGAGCGGCCAAUCAACUGGCUGCUCUUUAACCGCCAUCUGGCCGCCAACCUCUGCAACGCCAUCAGCAGGAACCGUAAGGUCUUGGACAAAGUGGUUGACAUAGACCAUGUGAUGAAGGCGCGUACCAUCCGUGAGUUCGACGAGCGCUUCACCUCUGUGGUGAACGGCUACAAGUCGUGCGCCGACUACUACAGCGAGGCCAACCCAGACAUCAAACUCCCCAGGACCGCCACACCCGUCCUCUGCCUCAACGCUGCUGAUGACCCCCUGUGUCCCGGGAGCAGCCUCCCCAUGGCGACGGUGCAGCACCUGACCAACAUCGCCCUCCUGGUGACGGCCCAUGGGGGCCACCUGGGCUUCCUGGAGGGCCUGCUGCCCCGGGGCGAGUGCUACAUGGACCGGCUGGCCGGCCAGUUCAUGCAGGCGGGCUUCGAGCACACAGAGGAGCUGGUGCAGGCCUGUGGCAGGCGGCAGGAGGUGGGUGCCUGACCCCCCGACCGGAUGGGUUUGGGUUAGGACCCAGGAACACACAGAAACAGCUUUAUUAGUAUGAUCAGUAUUAUUUUAUUUGUAGAAGUAGUAGUACUGGUAGUUACAGUAGUAGUAUUAUUAAUAUUUAUUUUAAGAUAUGAUUCUUUUGAUAUAAUUAUGAUAUAAUUAUUAUUUUUAUCAUUAUUAUUUUCUUUAAUUUUAUAAGUUGUGUUAUGAUAUUAUUAUGAUAUAAUAAUAGUGAUUUUUAUCAUUAUUUGUAUGAUUAUUAAUAUUAGGAGAUUUUUUUUAGAUUAUUAUGAUAAACCGGUAAUAAUAAUUAUAUUUAUCCUUAUUAUUUGUAUUAUUAUAAGUAGUAUAAUGAUAUAAUUAUGUUAUUCCUAUAAUUCUUAUAUUAUUAUUGUUAUUAUAUAUUCUUCAUGUUACACAACUUUCAUAGCGUCUUCGCUCAUGCAUUGUUUUACCUUAGUGGUAAACGGCCUGGUUUUGAGCUUCUGUCUCCACGCACAGAAGGAACCAUUCAGGUGCCUCAGAAUGUGAACUGUAGUGUCUGCAGUUCCCCACCGUCCAUCUCCCCACCAACACAACCUCAGAUUCACUGCUAUAAAGCCCUUUUUCCAUGAUUCUUUACACAAGCAGUUUGUUCGAUUUUACAGAGCGUUUUUAUUAAAUGCCAAUUUGGAUUGUGGGGUUCUGAUGUCAAUGCAAUUUAAUCGUCUUUAAUAAUUUUUCCAAAGAUGUCCUUGCUGUUCGUCAAUAUGUUCGCCAUUGUUUUUCUGUGACUUCAUGACAUUGACGAGACAUUAUGUCUUUCAUUGAAACAGAAUGCUGUAAUCAUUUAUUUUCCUUGUAAUGUUUGACAAAUAAUGUUUUCCUAGAAAUCAAAUAUCUAGGAAAUCGGCUAAUAAUUAACCCGUGUAUAAUACAUGUAUAUACUACGUGUUGAAUGUAUCGGUAGACACCAAAAUAAGUAUCUAAUAUAAAUAUGGUAUUUACAUUAAUUAUUAAUAAAAUAAAUGAUUUAGUGAAAGGUACACAUAUUCUCCUUAGUUUGACCACUGUGGCCUUUCUCAGGGUUUUAUUCUCUUGUAUAUCAUCCACAGUACUGCAUUUACGACCAUGAAUGUGUGCCUCUGUCACCAUGGCUGCUGUUUUGCUCUGUUUAUUCGUGCACAUUUUGUCGUGCCAGACUUUGCAAGAGGAAGUACAACUCAUUAUAGCCUAUUGGAAGGGGAAGUGAGAUACUAGGAAGCUGUCAAAUGUUUGCACUACCAGUUGUCACGGGCAUUAUAACCACUUCAGAAUCAUGCGAUUCCGUCCUGCAUUAUGUGUUUAUUUUUGUAACAAAUGAAAUACACCAGCCCUGCUAAUGCCUAUAAACCAUUGCAAUAUCAAUCCCAGCUUGGCAGCACUUGAAUGAACUUCUCUCACAAUGACCACUAUUUGUCAUGUGUAAAAAUGUAAAAAAUAUUAAACUGUAAACUAUUUAACUGAAAUAAAAUAAGAAUCAUA
Molecule: messenger RNA, 3362 nt
Organism: Gadus morhua (Atlantic cod)
Lineage: Eukaryota; Metazoa; Chordata; Actinopteri; Gadiformes; Gadidae
Product: protein ABHD1
Exons: 9
Coding region: 636-1850 (404 amino acids)
Biological process (GO): medium-chain fatty acid biosynthetic process; medium-chain fatty acid catabolic process
Molecular function (GO): acetylesterase activity; monoacylglycerol lipase activity
Source: RefSeq, a predicted model, not a curated record